AUGUCAACUCUAUUCGACAUCAAGGAGCAUGUUGUCGACGCCCAACACGUCCGGGAAUAUCCUCGAGCAACUGCGCACUCACAGGAGGAAGUGCUCCAGCUCGCUGUAAAACAGUACAUCCCAAAGGACAACCCAAACCCAAAGCCAGGAGACAUAACCAUUAUCGCAUCUCACGCCAACGGCUUUGUCAAGGAACUAUACGAGCCACUGUGGGAGGACCUCCUCCGCGCCGUCCGCCAGAAUGGCCUCAACAUCCGCGCCGUCUGGAUGGCCGACAUAGCCUGGCAGGGCGCGAGCGGGGUGCUGAACGAGGGCCGGCUGGGCAACGACCCGUCGUGGCUGGACCACGCGCGCGACCUGCUGCACCUGACCAACGUCUUCCGCGCGCAGAUGCCCCGGCCCCUCGUCGGCGUGGGCCACUCCUUCGGCGGCAACAUCAUCACCAACGUGAGCCUCAUGCACCCGCGCCUCUUCUCCGCCCUCGUCAUGGUCGACCCCGUCCUGACCCGCGAGCACGGCCUGGGGCCCCUCUACGGCUUCGGCACCCUGCGCGCCUCCGCCGGCCGCAGGGACGUCUGGCCCAGCCGCGCCGAGGCCGAGCGCGGGGUGCGCAAGAACAAGUUCUACUCGACCUGGGACCCGCGCGCCGUCGACCGCCUCGUCCGCUUCGGCUUCCGCGACUGCCCGACCGCGCUGCACCCGGGCGCCAAGGGCGGCGAGGUCACGCUGACGAGCACAAAGCACAUGGAGUGCCUGACGUACUACCGCCCCACUCACCAGGGGCCCAGGGACCCGGCGACGGGGGCGAAGACGUUUGAUAGGAGCCUCAUCCCCGACGCGACCGACGACGUCGAAAACUACCCCAGCUUCCCCUUCUACCAGCCGCCCACGCCCAUCACCGCCCGCAGGCUGCCCGAGCUGCGGCCCGGGGUGCUGUGGGUCGCGGGCGAGGACAGCGUCGUGUGCACGCCCGAGGUGCGGCGGGAGAAGAUGGAGACGACGGGGUACGGCGUCGGCGGCAGCGGCGGCGCGAGGGCCGGCAGGGUGAAGGAGCUCGUCGUCGGUGGGACGGGCCACCUCGUCGCCAUGGAGAAGCCCGGCGAGGUCGCCGCGGGCGCGGCAGGGUUCAUCCGCGGGGAGUGGGAGCGCUGGAGGCGGGAGGAGGACGAGUACAGGCGGUGGGCGGAGGGCACGGACGAGCGGACCAAGGCCAUGAUGGACGACGACUUCGUGGCGCUGGUCAAGAGCGUCGGGCCCGAGGCGAACAGGAGGAGGGACGGCACGAUGGGCGGGCUCAAGCCCAAGUUGUGA
Molecule: messenger RNA, 1311 nt
Organism: Diaporthe citri
Lineage: Eukaryota; Fungi; Ascomycota; Sordariomycetes; Diaporthales; Diaporthaceae
Exons: 2
Coding region: 1-1311 (436 amino acids)
Source: RefSeq, a predicted model, not a curated record